UCUCUCUCUCUCUCUCUCUAACCUUUUGCAGACAACCAUGGGUUGGUACUUGCAAUUGGGGCUGGCACACAGAGACACUCACACCGUUAAAGUUCCAUUCUCUUCAAAUUGUUCCUUUCAAUUUAUAUUCUCUCUCUGUCUCUCUCUCUCUAGUUUUUUGAAGUUGUAAAAAUAUACGGCUUUCAUACGUGUCUUCACUUCAUGGCUUCUCUUUUCCCCCCUUGGAUGCAGGCCCUCAGCUUACCUUACUUGGGCAGUGGAUCAGGAAACAUGCGGCAGCAGCCGCAGUCUGCAGUUCAUGGGGAGAGGAAUUGUGUGUUUCCUGAAGACCCUGGUCAGCUGCUCAAUGACAAUUGCAUGAAGAGGAAAGGAGCUCCCGAGCAGGAUGCUGAUGAAGAGGCAAAGAAGGACCUGAGGAGUAGGGGGUUGUGUUUAGUUCCAGUUUCAUGUACCCUCCAAGUUGGGAGCGACAACGGAGCAGACUAUUGGGCUCCAGCUCUUGGCGGAGGUUUCCAGUAAAUUAAUGAACGCCGUAGCUAGCUAGGUAGCACACUCUAGCUAUAUCUCUAUCAAUCGAAAUCGAGCUUCAUGGAAAUUAAUGAUAUAACAUCAUGAGCAGUCACUCUGCUAAAAUCAAAAGGCUGAUUGCUCAUGAUGCUAUACAAUAGUUAUUUAAAUCUCUGUAUGUACGUAUACGUACGUACGUACGUAUCCCACGUAUGCAUGCAUGUGUGAUUCUCUUUGGGAUUAGGAAGUCCUUAAACUCCCUAAUUUUUAUUAAGUUUAAUUUAUCUAUAAAUCUUCUAUAUUUUGGAUGCUACAACAACGCUAGCUGUUCUUGUAUAUUCUUCGGUAUUAAUGAAUUAGUAUGAGUACCAUUAGUCA
Molecule: messenger RNA, 885 nt
Organism: Prunus avium (sweet cherry)
Lineage: Eukaryota; Viridiplantae; Streptophyta; Magnoliopsida; Rosales; Rosaceae
Source: RefSeq, a predicted model, not a curated record